AUUGAUGACAGUUUAUAACAGUGACGUGCUGAGCACGGGGUGACGACGUGUUUUUCAAAAGAUCUAUUUGUCCAAAAUAUAGUAAAGAUGCUGGAUUUAUUUACUAUUUUUAGUAAAGGUGGCAUAGUAUUAUGGUGUUUUCAAAGUACAAAUCAAAUUUUCACUCCUUCUGUGAAUGCUUUAAUAAAAAAUGUGAUUUUACAGGAAAGAACAGGUGUCAACUUGUUCGAUCAUAAUGGUUUACAAUUGCAAUACAAAUUAGAUAAUGAAUUUGAUUUGGUAUUCGUAGUAGCCUAUCAAAAGAUAUUGCAGCUGUCCUAUGUUGACAAAUUUUUAAACGAUAUUCACCUAGAAUUUAGAGACAAGUACAAAAAUGAACUUACCGAGAAGCUGUACUUUCAAGAUUUCAAUUUUAUGGAUAUUUACAAUAUGACACUUAGAUCCGCAGAAAAUUGGGGUAGAACUCAGUUGAAGCAACCUAAACAAAUGAGAACUUUUGAGGAGUCUGUUAAAUCUAAAAAGACUGUAUCUUCAAUGAUAGAAAGAAAAGGAGAGGAGAAGCCACAGAAACCUAGUAAAAAGAAAGAAGUGAAUUUCAGUGAAGAAAAAAUAUUGGCUCCCCCGUCUCCAAAACCUCAAACGAACGGUUUGAUUGAUGAAGACACAUUAGCAGCUAACAGAGCUAAAUUAGCUAAAAAAAUGCAGAAGAAGAAGCCGGAUGUAAAAAAAAGUCCCAAAAGUCCACCAAUGGAAAAAGCUGGUAAAAAACCGAGAAUUUGGGAUUUGGGUGGAACCAACAAAGAUUUGGAAACAUUGGAAAGAACCACAGAUCGACCUGAAGAUGCCAGAAGUAAUUAUACUCCAGAUGUAGAGAUGGUUGGUCAAAUGAAAGGGGUAAUCAAAGAUCUAGAAGUUGAAUCAUCUGAAGACGAAGAUUACGAAGAAGAAAUAGAAAAUGUACCAAUCUCACAAAAUAAAACCAGUAAAGGUGGAAUGUUUUCCAUAUUCAGAGGAUUAGUUGGAUCAAAGAAUCUUACGAAAUCCGACAUGGAACCGGUGUUGGAAAAAAUGAAAGAUCAUCUAAUAUCCAAAAAUGUUGCUGCUGAUAUCGCUGUGAAAUUAUGCGAUUCAGUUGCUACUAAAUUAGAAGGAAAAGUAUUGGGUACAUUCGAUAGUGUAGCUACGACAGUAAAAAAUACCCUAAUCGAAUCUUUGGUACAGAUCUUGAGUCCUAAAAGAAGGGUAGAUAUCCUUAGAGAUUGCCUAGAAGCACAAAAAGCUAAUCGACCAUAUGUGAUGACAUUUUGUGGGGUGAACGGUGUAGGUAAAUCAACUAACCUUGCUAAAAUUUGUUUUUGGUUAAUUGAAAAUAACAUGAGAGUUCUAAUAGCAGCUUGUGAUACAUUCAGAGCUGGUGCAGUGGAACAACUUCGAACUCACAUGAAAUACCUGAAUGUCCUUCAUCCGCCGGAAAAACACGGUGGGAGACAAAUGGUGCAGUUGUAUGAAAAAGGAUAUGGAAAGGACGCCGCUGGUAUCGCAAUGGAAGCUAUCAAAUUCGCAAGAGAUUCUAAAAUUGAUGUUGUAUUAAUCGAUACAGCUGGUAGAAUGCAGGAUAACGAACCUUUGAUGAGGGCAUUAACUAAAUUAAUUAAAGUGAAUGAACCAGAUCUAGUACUUUUUGUUGGAGAAGCAUUAGUUGGAAAUGAAGCCGUAGAUCAAUUGGUAAAAUUCAAUCAAGCAUUAGCAGAUUAUUCUUCAAGUACAAAUCCCCAUAUCAUAGAUGGAAUUGUGUUGACCAAAUUUGAUACAAUCGAUGACAAGGUUGGGGCAGCAAUAUCGAUGACUUACAUAACAGGACAACCGAUAGUUUUCGUUGGAACAGGACAAACUUAUACGGAUUUGAAAGCCUUAAAUGCUAAUACUGUAGUACAUUCUCUCAUGAAAUAGAAAUUUUAAAAGUUGCCUUAUUAACCGUAAAUUGGAAUAUAAGUAUUUUUUUUUAAUUCAUAAAAUUGUGGCAUUUUUAACACGUUGAAGUGGUGAUCGUCUUUAGGUUUCGUUCUUGUUCAGCUAGUGCAUUUUUUAAAACUAUUAUUAUUUAUUUUCUUAUUAUGUUUACAUUCGUAGUAAAUUUCAAAAAUUUUUGAAAAUAAAUUGUAUAUUUAAAGUUUUAAAUAACUAAUUCAUAGUAAUUUUUAAUUAGAGUAAUAUUUCAAUUAAAAUUUAUACAUUUUUUCAUUUCAAACCGAUAAUUGGUCGAAAACUUAGUUUUGUGAGUUUUUACUUUUUCUAUUUUUUAUUAUUAUUACUUAAUGUUUUUAUCCUUUAUUACUAAAUAUAUAAAAAUCAAUUAUUGAAAUAUUAAUUACUCUAAUGUAUUGAUUAAAUCGCAUCUUUUUUAAAAAAUAAAAAAUUUAUUGUUGAAAGUUCCAUUUUUAAAACUUAAUUCGGGUGUUUUUGUUAAAUGUAUUUCUUAAUGUUUUUUUUUUCAAUUGUUUAUCAAAUCAUGCUCAUUGUAUAUAAUGUGGUGAUAUUUUUGUAACAAACAAAUAUUUUCGGUUUAAAGUAUAAAAAAAUUGUUUUCCCAAA
Molecule: messenger RNA, 2592 nt
Organism: Diorhabda sublineata
Lineage: Eukaryota; Metazoa; Arthropoda; Insecta; Coleoptera; Chrysomelidae
Gene: SrpRalpha
Product: signal recognition particle receptor subunit alpha homolog
Exons: 8
Coding region: 88-1950 (620 amino acids)
Biological process (GO): SRP-dependent cotranslational protein targeting to membrane
Cellular component (GO): endoplasmic reticulum membrane; signal recognition particle receptor complex
Molecular function (GO): GTP binding; ATP hydrolysis activity; GTPase activity
Source: RefSeq, a predicted model, not a curated record